Molecule: messenger RNA, 1096 nt
Organism: Pseudo-nitzschia multistriata
Lineage: Eukaryota; Bacillariophyta; Bacillariophyceae; Bacillariales; Bacillariaceae
Source: the annotation of a GenBank genome assembly
CCUGAGACGAACUACGUACUGUGAAAGGUAAUUUUUGUUUCCGUGCCAUCACAAUCACUUUUGAGAGGACGAUUUCACCUCAGAGCUUGUUUGUACGUUCACGUUUUCUUACCAACCUCCAUUUCAUAAAGAAAAAUAGAAAAUAAUAGAAGGGAAAACAAUGAAAUUUUCGACCCUUUGUGUUUCUGCAUUGGCGAUUUUAUCCUCUGCACCUCAAAGUAAUGCCGAAGAUGCGUUUUGCACAGCAGAUUGUAGCCCUCCGUUUGUGAAUCCGAAGCUUAUGAUACAUGGGGAGAUUACCACCAAGAUUGAUGCGGACGACAAGAGUACGAUGGCCGUUGUCGACAUUCGCGGAUGCUGUACCGAAACACUUUCCGACGACAAUAAUGAAGGUGGAACAUCGACACUCGCUCGCCCAAUCAUUGGUAAGCUGGCCCAGAUGUCAAAAGAACAAACUCUCUCCGUACUGGGCGACGCCGAAAAAGCUUGGGAUGGAGGCAGCGGUGCUUGGCCACAAAUGACGCUUCGAGAAAGGAUUGAUGCCAUGGAAAGAUUGAUGCAAGACUUAGAGACAAAUCAGCGCGAAAAAAUGGUUCAAGUUCUGAUGUGGGAAAUAGGUAAAAAUCGAAAGGAUGCCGAGUCUGAAUUUGACCGAACAAUAUCUUUUGCACGAGAGGUUAUGCAAGCUCUGAAAAACGAUGACGAAUUUGGUGGCUCUUGGGAAAGUGUAGGAUCUACCAUGGCUUUUGUGAGAAGAGCUGCAAUCGGAAUCGUGCUGUAAGUAUAUCCCAUUAUUUAUACUCUAUUAGAUCCACGGACUGCAGACUUACAUCCAAACUUCUCUCUAAAUACACCAACCCAAUCUUUAUGCACCACUACCGUCGAAGAUGCCUUGGACCGAUGAACUAUCCAUUGAACGAGACUUAUGCCACCCUGAUCCCCGCUUUGUUGAUGGGGAAUGGUAAGCAAGUCGUGUCAAGUGUCAAAUGAUCACCUUAGUCUAUCGAUACUCACCAACGACUCUGUAUUUCUCCACAUUUUCUGUAGUUGUCGUCAUGAAAGUUCCAACCGUCGGUAAGAAAACCUCUGAGAUCUU